This is a messenger RNA of Sycon ciliatum, 1008 nucleotides long. RefSeq lists its product as uncharacterized. The transcript has a single exon. NCBI's taxonomy places the organism in Eukaryota, Metazoa, Porifera, Calcarea, Leucosolenida, Sycettidae. The coding region runs from base 1 to 1008 and encodes 335 amino acids. The record is from RefSeq and is a predicted model, not a curated record.
AUGCCUGGUCUUGCGUCUAACGCCAUGAUCAAACCAUUUAAAGGUGCGGUGUACAGCCAAGUUUGGAUUAACAGAAACGCUGUCGAUUUGCGAACGGCCGUGUGUGGAUCUAUCCCGGAGGAGUGGAGGAAACAGUUUUCCAAGAUCCGUCUAGACCAACCCAUCCAGGUAAACAGAAAGUCACGAAACACCAACCUCACCGAUGAGACAUUCCAAAGCUUUCCGGUCAUUGGCGGAGUCAGCGGCAACCAUGUUCGAGAAAUCGAAGAUAUGCUGAGUUCUGUCGCUGUUACAAUGCCCAAAAGAGGAAUCAUCAUUUAUGACAUAGGUAUGUCCAAUGCCAAGAAGAUAUUCUUGCAGUCACAUUGCAACGUAGCAGUGAAUAGGAUUCGAAUGGAUCUCUUUGGUGAUCUGGUGACACACAUUCGGGACUAUCAAUGGAAAGCACUGUUGGUCUACUCUGCCUUCCUGAAGUUCGACGGCGUACUCUUUUCGGAUGCAUCCAUCCGAUAUAAGCAUUCGCUGGAUGAACUGCCGCUUGUCCGCAACGGCGUUGGAUACAUUGGAAUGGAAGUGAGGGACUAUUCUCCAGCUGGUGCAUUCACACAUGACGGAAUGCUGGAAGCUUUUGGUGUUAGCCGGGAGUCAGUGGCAACGUCACCAACGGUGAUUGGAGGAUCCCAUAUCUGGUUUAAGCAGGGAGGUGAUGUGGCUUCCACAGUGCUGACACACUUGGUGGCCUGUUCGAUGAGGAAGGCGUGUAUCGCACCGGAAGGAGCCACGCUUCCUAACUGCAACAAGACCGAAAGGCUGUCAGGUCGCUAUAUCGGCUGUCAUCGCUUCGAUCAAAGUGCCAUAAGCGUCGUCACUGAGAAGGCAUUUCCCAAGGGUCUCUCAAAUGAACAAUGUCUUAUCGAAGCACUAAAUUUCAUUCAUGUCAGGCGGAGGGGAACUGGCAUGUAUCCUCCUUGCAUUCGCAAUAGUUCCUUGAGUCCAGAGUUGGUUUGA